Diaporthe batatas is the source of this 1890-nucleotide messenger RNA. RefSeq lists its product as uncharacterized. The transcript has 2 exons. The record is from RefSeq and is a predicted model, not a curated record. The coding region runs from base 1 to 1890 and encodes 629 amino acids. NCBI's taxonomy places the organism in Eukaryota, Fungi, Ascomycota, Sordariomycetes, Diaporthales, Diaporthaceae. Gene Ontology annotation, molecular function: protein binding.
AUGGCUACGAAGACGAAAACUUGGUUACGGCCACUCGCCGGCGUGUCGGCCCUGAUCACGGCAUCACUCAUUCCGUCCCUGUGUGCUGGGGCGACUGGGACUGAGCACACUGUGCAGGCCACACAUAACGAGCAACUCACAAUGGGGAGCGACGAGAUACUGACCGGCACUUUACCGUCACUGCACUUGCUGAUGAAGCCGAUCUUCAACGAGUCUACUCAAGGGCCGGACGGGCGACCGGAGCCUAUCGCAAUCAAUAUUACCAUGAAACUUCGUGUGCCGAGGGACCGAUUCGGAGCUGACACACCUCUACUCUCACUGCCUCUGAUGGUUGCCAAGACACCUACAGCAAGUUAUGGUGACGAUAAUCCUCUUACCGCUAGCGUCAAUAAUGGUGACUUCCACCAGCUGGAGUAUUUUGAUGAUGAUCGCAUUACUGCGAUCACAGUCAAGUUCACCGCCCCUUACCGGAGGACAGAUGAGAAGACCUUGCCUGGGCCAAGGAUCGAUCUAAGAAGGGAUGUCACCGGCGGCGGACUGGUAGGCCAGGGUGAGGGGUUCAUCCCCAUUCCACCUCCUCCAUCAAAGGAGAAAGGCAAAAGGGAGACAUGGCAGUCAACGGUAGAAUGGGAUCUUGCCGACGCACCCUCAGGCGUUCACGGAGCGUGGUCCCUCGGCGAUGACCACGUGUCCAGCGCCAUCGGCACAAUGGAAUUCACCAUUACGCACGCCAUCUUCGCAGUAGGAUACCUGCGGCGCUCCCCAGAGUGGGACAUUGAUACCACUUCCUGGUCUGGGGAGGACAGCGGCAACACUUUCGCAAUGUAUUGGUUUGAUCCCUCACCUUACGACAUGGUCGACCUCGCAAAGUCCACGCGCGCCAUAUACGCUCGCAUCGCCGCGUACUUUGACAACUCUACCGACCCAUUCCGCGUCUUCUUCCGGCAGAUAGAGGCCAACUCAGGUGGGACCGGCGCAUCGUUCAGCUUCAUGGUCGAGUACUCUCUUCUGUCGGUGGACCAGACGGACGAGCACGCGCUGGCAGACCUGAUCGCGCAUGAGACCGUGCACGAGUUCGCGCUACUCGACGAGGCGCUCCCUGGUGAGAGCCCUCCCGAGUGGCAGGAGGACGAGGCUGCAUGGUAUGUGGAGGGCGUGGCCUCGUAUGUUGGCGCGCUGGCUGGAUUGAAUGACCCAUUUAGGAGGAAGUGGAUGGUGAAGAGCAUGAACAACUAUGCGCAAGCCUACUACACUUCGCCCGUGGUGAGGCUGCCGUAUGAUGACGUGCUGUCGAACUACUGGGAUAGCGUGGAUAUUACUCGGGUCAGUUAUUAUAGGGGUUUGAUAUUCCUGGCAGAGCUAGAUGGGAUGCUCUGGAGCAAAUCACAAGGUAAGAGGUCGAUGGACGAUGUGAUCGUGGACCUUUACAAGCUGCGGAGAGAUGGCCAACCCUGCAGUUUGAUGGCACUGAAGGAGAAGGUGGCUGGACUAAUCGGACAGGAGAAUCUUGACCGAAGCUAUGAUGCCAUGUUCAAGGGCGAUCUGAUAGUCCCGUCAGAAGAAUGUCUUGAGAGGUAUGGGCUGAAACUUGUCAAGAUGAAAUGGCACAAGUUUGAGCUCGGCUUCGAGACGCAGUCAAUGAGAGAGUUCAAGGUUCGCGGGUUGGUUCCUGGAUCGGCGGCAGAUAAGGCAGGGGUGAAGGAAGGUGACGUCAUUGUGAAAGGAUUUAUGGUAUGGAUAGUUGAAGAUGAGCUGGAUGUCCCGAUGAGGAUAGUUGUGUUGAGAAACGGGAAAGAAGUGCAAAUCGAAUGGUGGCCUCGGAGUGACGAAGUCGUUGAGGCUUACGGGUGGGUUGACGACCGAGACCCAAGUGGUCUUUAUGAGCUUUGA